AUGCACGCGCUUCUCCAUGCGGCCCUCGUCAAGUUGCUAGUGCACUCGAUCCGCCAAGGACAUGUAGAAGGGAUUCGAUUAGCGAUCGAGAAGGCCGUGGAUGUCCGCUACGUUGACAAAAAGGGCCGCAACCUCCUGCAGCUUGCCAUCAAGCAAGACACAGCGACCCGUAUGCAAAUGUACGUGAUCUUGGCGGAUGCGGGAUGCGACAUCAACCACACAGACUUGCGCGGAUGGAGUUGCGUGCAUUAUGCAUGCGCCACAGGAGCUAGCGAUGUCUUGAUGGAUCUACUUCGACGGGACGCCGACGUCGCGCACAACCGAUUUGGCUACUGUGGUGAAAUUGACCUCCUCUUCCCGCGGAUUCUCCACGCACAGAGCUUGCUCCAGCACACCGAACAACUUACACACAACGACCAAGUCCACCAAUGCUGGUCCAUCUUCCAUCGACACAUACGUGCCGCGGGCUACAAUCUCCACACGCACACCGGCGCGCUUGUCCAUCCGUUCAAGUCUCCGUUGAAAGUCUUGUUCGUUGCUCCAGUCGAUCACAGCGCGCUCGACCGGAUCCGCGUUGUCGAUCUCCAUGCCGACCUCGCCAUUUGGCUGCAACUUUCCAAGACGUUCUUGGUACCACCAGGGUCGGUUGGGUCCAUUACUCUGGACGCAGAAAUACUGCAUCGCCCGUCUGUCUAUCGCAUCUACUACGAGCAGCAUGUAGCGACGCCGCUGCCCUUGCCACCGCACGCCCUGCGCGCCCUCGAGCACACGCUGUGCGUGAAAGACCUAGAUUCGGGAAGGACCGUGUCCGUGCAAGCCGCCAACGACGUUGUCCUGAGUGCCCUCAAGUCGAUGCGAUCCACUCAUGCAGACGUCGUGCUGUCCCCCGAGUCGGCCGCUCAAGAACUGUGCGUUCCGCUUGGUGGCAAUGCGGCCCAUCCAGACGACGGCGUCGAGUGGAGUGGUGUGCAUGACGUCGACAGCAACAUCGAGAGCUCUGCGUCGGCGUCGUCGGUCGAGUUUCCAGGCCCGGAUGCGUGUGAACAAGGGAUGUUGGGAGGAAUCUGCGGCGCGGAUGACGCGGUUUCUGGUUCGUACCGGUGCGUGGCCAUGCUGACCAUCUCGGUCGUGAUGCGAAAUCCACGGCAAACCAAACCCCGCGUCGAGGCAGAGCUGUCGUUGCAAUCCACCUCACACUACAACAUCACGGUAUCGUACACGGGGCACAUUGGGCUGACGCUGGAAGGGCUUCCAAUGGAUGCGACGACGCACAAGUUUCGCCUGGUCGUUGUCGACGUCACCGACGCGUUCGCCCAGCUGUACCCGCAAGUCCAGGUCGGGGAUCGUCUCGUGGCGCUCAACGACAACAACACAGAAUACGCCGGGCUAAAACACACGGUGUGGGAGCUCAAGGACGCUCGGCGGCCGCUCGUCCUGCAGUUCCAGCGGUCGAGUCCUCACGACAAAGUUGCACGACGCACCGGCCUGGUUGCGCGACUGCGGCAUGGCCCUGCCCCGGUCUUGGCUGCUUAA
Messenger RNA from Aphanomyces invadans, 1533 nucleotides. RefSeq lists its product as hypothetical. Bases 1 to 1533 code for a protein of 510 amino acids. Gene Ontology annotation, molecular function: protein binding. NCBI's taxonomy places the organism in Eukaryota, Oomycota, Saprolegniomycetes, Saprolegniales, Verrucalvaceae. The record is from RefSeq and is a predicted model, not a curated record. The transcript has 5 exons.